AUGUCUCUUGAAACGUUCCCCUACGGCGACCACGACCUCCAGACUGUCACCGUCGCAAAACCCUACCCCGCACGCGCUCCCCUCCACGCUGAAAACAUUGACAAUGAAAGCGGUUACUGGGUGAUACUCAUUCACGGCGGCGCCUGGCGCGACCCGACGCAAACCUCAACAUCAUACCUUGCGCCCACCCUCUCGAUCCUCUCCUCGUCAGAAUCCAAGUCUCCAAAGUCUCAGUCCCAACACAUCAGAGGUCUUGCAUCUAUCUCGUACCGAUUGAGUCCACACCCGUCCCACUCGCAAGAUGCGUCAACGACAAUGGAAAGCCAUCUCCGGAACGCGAAGCAUCCCGAACAUAUCAAUGACAUCCAGCUCGCGCUCUCGUUUCUACAGAGGAAAUACAGGUUCGGCAAGCGGUAUAUUCUUGUUGGACACUCUUGUGGCGCGACGUUGGCCUUCCAGGCUGUCAUGGCAUCUUUAUCCGUUCAGGGACGAGAAGGUCUUGUAAAUGACUACAUCGCGCCGCUGGCGAUCCUAGGUAUGGCGGGGAUAUAUAACCUGCGUUUGCUACGGGAUAGUCAUAGAGAUAUCUCUGCAUACCAGGAAUUUAUUGAAGGGGCGUUUGGGAAGGACGAAAAGGUGUGGGAUGCGGCGAGUCCAGGGGUUGUGAGGGGUGUUAAUGGGGUGGAGGGGUGGAAAGAGGGAAGACUCGUUGUGCUUGCGCAUUCGAAGGAAGAUGAGCUUUGUGAUAUGGAGCAGAGUGAGAAGAUGAAGGAGUUUUUGGACGGGUGGAAGGGGAACGAUCAGAAGAGGUUGGUGCAGUUCCUGGAUAUUAAAGGAAGGCAUGACGAGGUGUGGGAGAAUGGGGAGGAGCUUGCGAGGGGGAUCUUAUUUACGAUCGAAGAGUUACAAAGUUUGCGGGAAUAA
Molecule: messenger RNA, 924 nt
Organism: Aspergillus nidulans FGSC A4
Lineage: Eukaryota; Fungi; Ascomycota; Eurotiomycetes; Eurotiales; Aspergillaceae
Product: arylformamidase
Exons: 2
Coding region: 1-924 (307 amino acids)
Biological process (GO): L-tryptophan catabolic process; 'de novo' NAD+ biosynthetic process from L-tryptophan
Molecular function (GO): arylformamidase activity
Source: RefSeq, a predicted model, not a curated record